UAUUAUGCUGUCGUCACAUAUUCAUGAUCCAUUUGCGCCACAUUCUUGCUCAGAUCGUACGUGGGAGAGGCGCUACAUAGUUCACCUCAUUUUUCCCUGGACCAUACACACUCCAAGCAAGACUUCAGCUAGCUGUAGCUAGCUAACAAGUAAGCGCACGUACUUUUUAGCAAAUUGAGCGCCGAGUGCUGGCAAAGAGAGGCAGCCGCAACGAGAUUGAACUUUUUUGUUUUUUGUGAAAACAGCGCAUUUUAUUGCUGCCGAGAUGGUGGAUUAUCACGCUGCAAAUAAUCAAAACCAGCAAUAUUCUUCCGACUCGCAAGCAGACUACAUGCAACAGGAAGAGGACUGGGAUAGAGACCUGCUUCUGGACCCGGCCUGGGAGAAACAGCAGAGGAAGACGUUCACAGCAUGGUGCAACUCCCACCUGAGGAAAGCAGGCACUCAGAUCGAGAACAUUGAGGAGGACUUCAGAGAUGGCCUUAAACUCAUGCUGCUCCUGGAGGUCAUCUCUGGUGAACGGUUACCCAAACCAGAGAGGGGAAAGAUGAGGGUCCACAAGAUCAACAAUGUCAACAAAGCCUUGGACUUCAUUGCCAGCAAAGGGGUGAAGCUGGUGUCCAUCGGUGCUGAGGAAAUUGUGGAUGGGAAUACCAAAAUGACCCUGGGCAUGAUCUGGACCAUCAUCCUGCGUUUUGCCAUCCAGGACAUCUCUGUGGAAGAAACCUCUGCAAAGGAGGGCUUGCUGCUGUGGUGUCAGAGGAAGACCGCGCCCUACAAGAACGUGAACGUGCAGAAUUUCCACAUCAGCUGGAAGGACGGCCUGGCGUUCAACGCACUCAUCCACAGACACCGACCUGAGCUCAUCGACUACGACAAGCUGAGAAAGGAUGACCCAGUGACCAACCUGAACAAUGCCUUCGAAGUGGCUGAGAAGUACCUAGACAUCCCCAAGAUGUUGGAUGCAGAAGACAUCGUGGGCACGCUGCGCCCUGACGAAAAGGCCAUCAUGACCUACGUGUCCAGCUUCUAUCACGCCUUCUCGGGCGCCCAGAAGGCUGAGACGGCAGCCAAUCGCAUCUGCAAGGUAUUGGCGGUCAACCAGGAGAACGAGCAGCUGAUGGAGGACUACGAGAAGCUGGCCAGCGAUCUCCUGGAGUGGAUCCGCCGCACCAUCCCCUGGCUGGAGAACCGCGCCCCGGAGAAGACCAUGGCAGAGAUGCAGCAGAAGCUGGAGGACUUCCGCGGUUACCGUCGCGUCCACAAGCCACCCAAAGUGCAGGAGAAGUGCCAGCUGGAGAUCAACUUCAACACUCUGCAGACCAAGCUGAGGCUUAGCAACCGGCCCGCCUUCAUGCCCUCCGAGGGCCGCAUGGUGUCGGACAUCAACGGGGCGUGGCACAACCUGGAGGGGGCUGAGAAGGGCUAUGAAGAGUGGCUCCUGAAUGAGAUCCGUCGCCUGGAGAGGCUGGAUCACCUGGCCGAAAAGUUCCGCCAGAAAGCCGCCAUCCAUGAGGCCUGGGCUGAUGGCAAGGAGGCCAUGCUGACGCAGAAGGACUACGCGACGGCCUCCCUGUCGGAGGUGAAGGCCCUGCUGAAGAAGCACGAGGCCUUCGAGAGUGACCUGGCCGCCCACCAGGACCGCGUGGAGCAGAUCGCCGCCAUCGCCCAGGAGCUAAAUGAGUUGGACUACUACGACUCCUCCAGUGUGAACGCUCGCUGUCAGCAGAUCUGUGAUCAGUGGGAUGCCCUGGGCACCCUCACCCAGAGCCGCAGAGAGUCACUGGAGAGGACAGAGAAGCAGCUGGAGUCCAUCGAUGAGCUGUACCUGGAGUACGCCAAGAGGGCGGCGCCCUUCAACAACUGGAUGGAGGGGGCCAUGGAGGACCUGCAGGACAUGUUCAUCGUGCACAAUAUUGAGGAGAUCCAGGGCCUGAUCGCCGCCCACGAGCAGUUCAAAGCCACUCUCCCCGAUGCCAACAAGGAGCGGGAAUCCAUCCAGGCCAUCCAGCUGGAGGUGCAGAGGAUCGCCCAGAACAACGGCAUCAAACUGAGCGGCAGCAACCCCUACACCUCCAUCACCCCCGAGAGCAUCGACAGACAGUGGGACAAGGUACAGAAGCUGGUGCCACAGCGUGACACGGCGCUACAGGAGGAGCUGGCACGGCAACAGUCCAACGACCAUCUCCGCCGCCAGUUUGCCAACCAGGCCAACAUCGUGGGGCCCUGGAUACAGAACAAGAUGGAGGAGAUCGGCCGGAUAUCCAUCGAGAUGAACGGGACGCUGGAGGACCAGCUGACCAACCUGAGGCAGUACGAGCAGAACAUCAUUGAGUACAAGCCCAACAUUGACCAGCUGGAGGGAGACCACCAGCUCAUUCAGGAGGCCCUGAUCUUUGACAACAAGUACACCACAUACACUAUGGAGCACCUCCGUGUGGGCUGGGAGCAGCUCCUCACCACCAUCGCCCGCACCAUCAACGAGAUCGAGAACCAGAUCCUGACCCGCGACGCCAAGGGCAUCAGCCAGGAGCAGCUCCACGAGUACCGCGCCUCCUUCAACCACUUCGACAAGGAUCACAGCGGUGCCCUGAUGGCAGAAGAGUUCAAGGCAUGCCUGAUCAGCCUGGGCUACGAUGUGGAGAAUGACAAGCAGGGCGAGGCGGAGUUUGCCCGCAUCAUGAGCAUCGUUGACCCCAACAACAGCGGGGCGGUGACCUUUCAGGCCUUCAUUGACUUCAUGUCCCGGGAGACGACGGACACAGACACAGCAGACCAGGUCAUCGCCUCCUUCAAGAUCCUGGCAGGAGACAAGAACUACAUCAUGGCGGAGGAGCUGCGGCGGGAGCUGCCCCCGGAUCAGGCGGAGUACUGCAUCGCCCGCAUGGCGCCCUACACGGGCCCCGACGCCGUGCCCGGUGCCCUCGACUACAUGUCCUUCUCCACUGCGCUGUAUGGGGAGAGCGACCUCUAAGCAUGGAGAUGUGGGGAGAGAGAGAGUGAGAGGAGAGGGGGAAGAGAGAGAGGGUGAGGGGAGAGAG
Molecule: messenger RNA, 3041 nt
Organism: Megalops cyprinoides (Indo-Pacific tarpon)
Lineage: Eukaryota; Metazoa; Chordata; Actinopteri; Elopiformes; Megalopidae
Product: alpha-actinin-4-like
Exons: 21
Coding region: 266-2974 (902 amino acids)
Biological process (GO): actin cytoskeleton organization; muscle cell development
Cellular component (GO): cell projection; Z disc; cortical actin cytoskeleton
Molecular function (GO): actin filament binding; calcium ion binding
Source: RefSeq, a predicted model, not a curated record